This is a messenger RNA of Bombina bombina (fire-bellied toad), 3873 nucleotides long. It is a transcript of the gene EFHD1, whose product is annotated as EF-hand domain family member D1. Lineage: Eukaryota; Metazoa; Chordata; Amphibia; Anura; Bombinatoridae. Gene Ontology annotation, molecular function: calcium ion sensor activity. The transcript has 4 exons. Bases 109 to 810 code for a protein of 233 amino acids. The record is from RefSeq and is a predicted model, not a curated record. Gene Ontology annotation, cellular component: mitochondrial inner membrane.
UUCUCCUGAAAGUUUCAGAGUGCACUUCAAUCUGCGCCCCUCCCUCCAGACUGUCAAGAAGUGUAGCUGCUGCUUCUCAGCCGUUUUCCUCUCCUGUGCCUAUCUUCCAUGGCAGAAGCAGAACUUGCCCAAAAACUUCAGCGCCGCUUGGUGCUGGAGGAUACAGAACCCUCAGAGACCAAUGCUGAGCCACAGGAAGAGCAAAAUGGAGAGGGAGAGGAGAAAGCAGUCACUGCCAAUGCUGACUCUGAACUUAGUGCCAAGCUGAACAGAAGGCAGGACAUCAACGCAGGCAAUGCUGUACCAUCCAACCGGGGUCAGGUCUUCAACCCAUAUACCGAGUUCAAAGAGUUUUCCCGAAAACAAAUCAAGGACAUGGAGAGAAUGUUUAAACAGUAUGAUGCUGGCCAUGAUGGUUACAUUGAUUUAAUGGAACUGAAGCUGAUGAUGGAAAAACUUGGAGCUCCACAGACUCACCUUGGGCUGAAAAAUAUGAUAAAGGAAGUAGAUGAGGAUUUCGAUGGGAAGUUGUGCUACCGAGAGUUCCUGCUGAUAUUUCGCAAGGCAGCAAGUGGCGAGCUGGAAGAGGACAGUGGACUGCUGGCUCUGGCAAAACUCUCUGAAAUUGAUGUGUCCACUGAGGGAGUGAAAGGUGCCAAAGACUUCUUUGAGGCAAAGGUUCAGGCCCUGUCCUCAGCUAGCAAGUUUGAAGCAGAGAUUCGUGCAGAGCAGGACGAGAGGAAGCGGCAAGAGGAAGAGAAGAAAAACCGCAGAGCAGCCUUCAAAGAGCUGAAGUCUGCAUUUAAUUAGCAACUGACCAUUCUCUGCCACAGAAGAUUUGCACCGUCUCGGCUGCCACUAACCAUUUGCUGUUUCUUAGGCCAUUUGCUUAUCUUUUAUAGUGGUCUGCACUAAAUCCAAAAAGGCAAUGGCCAAUUACUGCAAGAGAUUUGUUAAUGUUAAACGCAUUGGGACUCUCCACUGAGGAAAAUGAUACUUGCAACCAUUUAUCAGAGCUGUUUAUGGCUAAUCCAUGGCAUAUUUUAUUGCAACACGUGUGUACAAGACUCUAGGUCCAUGCAACAUAUUAUGAUGGGGCGUUCUCUAUUUAUUUAUUUUUAUAACACAUGAACUUGACAUUAAGCUCAUGCAAGAGCAUACAAGUGGUAAAGAACAACAAAGCUGCUACUUUGACUAUUAAAGUGAUUGUAAAGUUGAGCGUUCUUGAGCACUUCUGUAGGUAGCAUAUGUGAAAUAGUCCAGUUGCUAUAAUUUUUUUUAUUCCAAUACUAAGAUAUUUUAAAAUUUAUAUUUUAUAAUCUCCUUCUUACUGCUCCUUGUUCCGCCCCCAUUGUCUUUCCUGGUCUAGGAACUGUUUGGCGUAGAGAGCGUUUCCACCCGCUCUCUUUGUAGGCAUUCAGGCAUGCUCCCAAGUUAGUAAGUUGUGCGCGUGCACAAGUCUCCGCUGUCGGAUGAUGAUCGAGGGGGCGAUUUUGCUUCACUCGUGGUCAACUAACGGCCUGGAUUUCAAUAGGAUGAAAACAAAAUCGUCAUAAAAAAAAAAAAAAGAUUUUUGUAAAAAGAAAAAUGUAUGAAUGAAAGUCCUGUUUAUUUAUAUAGUUAUUUCACAUGCUUCUUUCCAGAUGGCUCAACUUUACAAUCCCUUUUAAUAUAAGCAUGGCCUACUUUUAACAAACAUUCAAAUUAACUGUCCCUAAAUAACGUGAUUUUGUGUCAAUUAAUAUUUACAUAUUAGUGACCAAAACCAACUUUUUUUUUUUUUUUUAAAGGUGUACAAAUGUCACCAGCAUUCCAGAAAUACAGUGAAAGGGUUAUCUGUAACUGGUUUUUAAACAAUAUAAAGGCACUUUAAUGUAUCUGACUAAAAGCCCUGUUUUCACCCCCCCCCCCCCCCCCCCACACACACACACUUGAUUUGCAUUUUUAACAAAUACAGUGUUUAAGACCUAAAGGCUUAAGCAUUUACUUGGGGAAUAUGAGAGAACAGACCGUAGGGAAAAAGUGGAAACUGCAAGUAUAGACAAAUCUCUUUACAUCUCUCAUAAAGGCACAUAAUUAGCAGCAUUUCAGCAUUCUGUAAAGAAUAUCCAGACAGGACCAUCUUCUGCUACAUUGAAUUGCAAUGUCAAUCAUUUUUGGAAAGAGCGUGCGGAGGUAAUUGGCCUAGUAGAUUCAUAACAAUGGAUGUAAGUUAGUGAAUAUGUGAACAUAAUAAAUAUAUACGUGUGUAUGUAUGUGUGUGUAUGUGUGUAUAUGUAUGUAUAUUUUAUAUAUAUAUAUAUAUAUAUAUAUAUAUAUAUAUAUAUAUAUAUAUAUAUAUAUAUAUAUAUAUAUAUAUAUAUUGGUAUUUUAUUUUCUGUGGCAGGGAAAUGUGGUCUUGCUUGAAAAUAGAUAAAAAUGUAAAUGUUAGAGAGCAUCACAAAGUGCUAGCUGAAGGAUCAAAGGCAAUAUUUAUUAAAAUGUGCUAUACCACAGCCAGCAUAGCACAAGAUUAGCAAAUAGGGACAAAAAGGCAUAAACAACAUUGUGUCACCAUGUACAUAGAAAGUUUGAUAAGUAAAAUAUACAUUUUAUUCUCUUUGGCUUUAUGCCUUAUAAAUUAACAUAAUUGCCUGACAGAUUACUGUCUGGGACUGCCUUAUCUAUUUUCAUUUUUUUUUUAGAACUUGGGUGGGUAUGACAAGACGAGGUAGUCUUCCUAGUAUCCUGGCAUAAGCCCCAUAGGCGGAUGCUAACAGACUGGUGCUGCUGAGUGAAGCUGUUAAAGGGGCACAAAACCGUUUUUUUUUUUCCUUUCCAUGAUUCAGAUAGAAAAUACAAUUUUAAUCAACUUUCCAAUUUACUUCUAUCUAAUUUUCAUCAUUCUUUUGGUAUUCUUUGUUGAAGGAGCAGCUAUGCACUACUGGGAGCCAGUAACAUGAGGUAUAUAUGUGCAGCCACCAAUUGACAGCUCUUAAACCUACCUAGGUAUCCUUUCCAUCAAAGGAUACCAAGAGAACAAAACACAUUAGAUAAUAGAAAUAAAUUGGAAAGUUGUUUAAAAUCGCAUGCUCUAUCUGAAGCACGAAAUAAAAAAAUAUAGGUUUCAUGUCCCUUUAAGUCUGCCUAUGGAGAUAGAGUAAGCAAAGAGAAUACCAUCAAGCUAGGCCUUAUCUUUCAUGAAUUAAAGGUCAGUGAAAACCUUACAGGGGAGUUAAAAUGUUAUUCAAUUCAAACUUUAUUUGUGCAAGGUUUUACAGUUUCAGAUUUAACUCCUUGACUGCUAUAAAUGGUGGAAGCAUGUUUUAAUAUAAGGGACUGGAAACCUUUUAUGGCAGCCAGAGGAGAUAAUAUAUAGCUGGUGACUUAAUUCAUGCUUAGAAUUACUCUGUUUUGCAUAUUUUUAUAGGAGAAUAUUUGAAUGUGAAAUGCAUUUGCUGGAAGAGCUUGCUUUGACAUCUUCAGCAGUGAAAUGGUUAAUAAUGAUUUUCGUUGGCGUAAUUGGUACUUUUGUUUCCAUUGUUCUCAACUUCAGUCAUAAAGAUCCCCCAAUAGGCCACAACUUCAGGUUAACUGCAGGAGUAAAUCAGUGUUGUAACACUAGUGACUAGCUCACCCUGUGCUGAAGCCGGAGUAUGUUACUGUCUGGGGUUGAGAAACACUUCUUUUGAUGUUAAUAAUUGUUUAACUGUGGUGUCAUUGCCACAUGUUUAAUAUGACCUCUGAGUGACACUGCAGGACAGCAGAGGGGCUCUGUAUACUUGUCAUGAGAUUUUUUUAUGAUGAGGAGACAGACUUUUAAAAUGUUUAGAUCUGUUGGCUACUGUUCUAUAUACAUUUUAUAUUAAAAACAAUAAAGAUGUUUUACUAAUA